Messenger RNA from Leptopilina boulardi, 3119 nucleotides. It is a transcript of the gene ClC-c, whose product is annotated as H(+)/Cl(-) exchange transporter 5. NCBI's taxonomy places the organism in Eukaryota, Metazoa, Arthropoda, Insecta, Hymenoptera, Figitidae. The coding region runs from base 447 to 2948 and encodes 833 amino acids. Gene Ontology annotation, biological process: chloride transport; transmembrane transport. Gene Ontology annotation, molecular function: voltage-gated chloride channel activity. The record is from RefSeq and is a predicted model, not a curated record. The transcript has 12 exons. Gene Ontology annotation, cellular component: Golgi apparatus; membrane; early endosome.
GUGAGACUGCACCUUGUGUUGUGGACCCAGUCAAAUAGUUUACUUUUUUGUAAAGAAAUUUUAAUUAAAAUUAAAAUACAGUGACAACUACAGAUAAAUAUUGUCAGCUAUAAAAGAUGAUAAACUGUUUAUUUCACUGAUGCAACAAUUGUGAGUGAAUAUUAAAAAAAAAAAUAUCAGAAAUUCUGAUAAAAGCUAUGUUUUGUAAACUAUUAAAACAGUGGAUUUAUAAACUGGAAAUGAAAAUAUAGUCUGGAAAAAUAAUGUGUUGUUGAGUAACAGUGUUCAAUGUAAAUUGUCACUAUAUUAUUAUAUAUUUUAACUUCCGUAUUUACACCUUAAAUGGAAAAUAAUCUACAGUGAAUAGUUUGCCAGUGACAAACCACGAAAAAUGGUACAUUUAAAUAUUUGAGUGCAAUUUUCAAAAAGCAGAUCAGCUCGAUGCGAUGGAGAAAUUUCCACUGAAGGGUACAUCAUCAACAUCAUUCAGCAAUUCUGCACUAGCCACUUAUCACUCGGUCGAUGCCCAGAAUGGUAAUGGAGUAAAAAAUGGUAACUCGGAUAACGCACGUUUAAGAAGCGGUGCAACAAGUCGUGUUGGAAGUCAAAGUAGUGAUGAAGAUAUGCUUGUGGCUAAUCAACAAUCAGCUUCACAUAAAUCAGGAAAUAAUGCUUAUCUAGAGAGAAGUCUUCGUCUUGAUGAUGCAUCAUCACAUUUUUCAGCCGAUUCAGAUGACAUUCCUGGAAUCGGUCAAUAUGAUGAUUUUCAUACAAUUGAUUGGCAAAGAGAUAUUGCGAGAGAUCGUAUGCGACAUCGUUAUAUAUUGAAAAAGAAACACGAUUCAAUUUGGGAUUUAAUUAAGGGUGCACAUGAUGCAUGGUCAGGAUGGCUUUGUGUUUUAUUUGUCGGUCUUUUUACUGGUGUGGCGGCUGGUGUUAUUGAUAUUGGCGCAUCAUGGAUGUCAGAUUUAAAAUUUGGAAUAUGUCCCGAAGCAUUUUGGCUCAAUAAAGAGCAAUGUUGUUGGAGUUAUAAUGAAACAAAUUUCGAUGGAGAAAAUUGCUCACAGUGGUUAACAUGGCCUGAAGUUUUUAAACAAUCGAAAGAUGGAACUGGCUCAGAUUUUAUUUCAUAUUUAUUCUAUGUAGCAUGGGCUCUUCUAUUUGCGUCAUUAUCAGCCUCAUUAGUGAGAAUGUUUGCUCCGUAUGCUUGUGGUUCUGGUAUACCUGAGAUAAAAACUAUUUUAAGCGGUUUCAUAAUACGAGGAUAUUUGGGAAAAUGGACACUUAUUAUAAAAUCCGUGGGUCUUAUUCUGUCUGUAUCGGCGGGUUUAAAUUUAGGAAAAGAAGGACCGAUGGUACAUAUAGCGUGUUGCAUAGGCAAUAUUUUUUCAUAUUUAUUUCCCAAGUACGGUAGAAAUGAAGCGAAAAAGAGGGAAAUUUUAUCAGCCGCUGCAGCUGCUGGUGUUUCUGUAGCUUUUGGAGCACCGAUUGGCGGUGUUUUGUUCAGUUUGGAAGAGGUCAGUUACUAUUUUCCCUUAAAAACACUGUGGCGAUCAUUUUUCUGUGCUCUAAUUGCUGCAUUCGUAUUACGAUCAAUUAAUCCAUUUGGAAAUGAGCAUUCUGUUUUAUUUUAUGUCGAAUACAAUAAACCUUGGAUAUUUUUUGAAUUAAUUCCAUUUGUGAUGCUAGGAAUAAUUGGAGGAGUCAUUGGUUCAUUAUUUAUUAGAGCAAACCUCUACUGGUGUCGUUAUCGCAAAACUUCCAAACUUGGUCAAUAUCCAGUUACCGAAGUAUUGGCAGUUACUGUCAUAACAGCAAUAAUUGCUUAUCCUAACCGAUAUACAAGAAUGAGUACAAGUCAGUUGAUUUAUUUGCUUUUCAGGCAGUGCGGUGUCUCGAAUGCUGAUUUAAUAUGCGACUACAAUCGAAAUUUUACGACAGUCGGUUCGGGAAUUGAUGUAGCCACAGCUGAUGCAGGUGUAUUUGAUGCUGUUUGGCUUUUGGUGAUUGCGUUAAUUUUGAAAUUUAUUUUGACGAUAUUUACAUUUGGUAUGAAAGUUCCCUGUGGCUUAUUCAUACCAUCAUUGUGCUUUGGAGCAAUAAUUGGACGUAUCGUUGGUAUUGGAAUGGAACAACUCGCCUAUAAUUAUCCUCAUAUUUGGAUGUUUAGCGAAGAAUGUUCAACGGGCGUUAAUUGCAUUACACCAGGAUUAUAUGCAAUGGUUGGUGCCGCUGCAGUUUUAGGUGGUGUGACAAGAAUGACAGUUUCAUUGGUUGUUGUUAUGUUUGAAUUAACUGGAGGUGUUAGAUAUAUUGUGCCAUUAAUGGCAGCAGCAAUGGCAAGUAAAUGGGUUGGUGAUGCACUUGGAAAACAGGGAAUUUAUGACGCUCAUAUUGGACUCAACGGUUAUCCAUUUUUAGACAGUAAAGAUGAAUUUCAACAUACAACAUUAGCUGCUGAUGUCAUGCAACCUAAGCGUAAUGAAGCAUUACAUGUACUUACACAGGAUUCAAUGACAGUUGAGGAUGUGGAAACAUUAUUGAAAGAAACUGAACACAAUGGUUUUCCAGUUAUUGUUUCGAAAGAAUCACAAUAUUUAGUUGGUUUUGUAUUGAGAAGAGAUCUGAAUUUAGCUAUUGCAAAUGCCAAAAGAAUGAUGGAGGGCAUUACACGACAAUCACUUAUUCUUUUUACAAGUGGAAGUAAUAUUCAAUCACACGGUAUGCCACCACCUUUAAAAUUGAAAAAAAUUCUCGACAUGGCACCCAUAACAAUUACGGAUCAAACUCCAAUGGAAGCUGUUGUUGAUAUGUUUAGAAAAUUGGGAUUACGACAAACACUUGUCACGCAUAAUGGUCGAUUACUAGGAGUAAUUACUAAAAAAGACGUCCUAAGACAUGUAAAGCAGUUGGAUAAUGAAGAUCCAAAUUCUGUAUUAUUUAAUUAAUAUUCUCAUGUUUCAUUUUAUAUUUUAAAUCCAAAAUGAAACAUCAUUCGGCAAUAGUAAUGAUUAUUAUUUUUAUUAUUAUUGACAUUCAGUUAUGCUAAUAAAGCAAAUAAAAAAAGAAAUGAUUAGACUAAAUUGUGCGUGAAUAAAAUUAAAAAUUCAUCAAAUCAA